AUUCAAUUGAGCUACCUCGUACCUAUUACUUCAUUACGUUUAUGUCUCUGUUCUUGCGAAAUAGCUUUUUGAAAUAUACGAGAUAUACAUUCCCGAAGUGUUCAUACCGAGGCUCCGUUCCGUAACGCUACCAAAUCGCAACUCGUCAACGGAAACAGACGCAGCGCAUCAAUUCAGCAACCAAUCCGCAGCGCAUCAACUCACCAACCUAUCCAAAUGGCCCAAGGCGACAUGACCCAGAAGCGGGCCGAGGCGAUCGAGUGCACGCACCACUGGGAGAACAUGCUCGAAGACGGAUCGCGGAGGUACCAGGAGUUCAAGAAGGGGAAGCGGGACGGAGGGAGGGUGACGGAGCAGCACCGGAGCGAGGAAUCUGAGGAAAUGGAGGGGUAUUCGAGCGAGGGGGAGGACGGGGUGGAUCAGGGGGAGCAGCCGAUGAAGGAGGUGUAUAUGAAAGCGAGGAGGGGGCAGAAACGGGGGAGUGAGGGGGUAGAGAGUGGGGCGGGUAAGAGGCAGAAGGAGGAUGGGGGGAAGAAGAGGAUGGUGAGGGAGCUGUAUUGAUGAGGGUUCUUUGGGGAUGUUGCGGGGCAGAGGGUUCGAGAGUUGUAUUAUUGGGGAGUUUUGCGGAGAUAUUGCGGCGUUCAAGGUUCGAUGUAUAAAUCUGUGCAUUUGAUAUGGUUUGGUUUGUCGCUCGUGGUAUCUGGUGAUAAAAGCCAGUAGUGGCCUACCUCGAUACGGACUCGAAGCGUGAGUUCAGACCGCUAGAGGCACGCGAUGUUUCCGAACAUGGCGUGUCGGGAGUUUCGUACCGUCGUCAUCCAAUCUAUAUCCUUGCUGUGUCUUCCCACAACACCACUAUUUCACCCACGGGGUUAGAACA
Messenger RNA from Mytilinidion resinicola, 880 nucleotides. RefSeq lists its product as uncharacterized. Lineage: Eukaryota; Fungi; Ascomycota; Dothideomycetes; Mytilinidiales; Mytilinidiaceae. The record is from RefSeq and is a predicted model, not a curated record. The transcript has a single exon. Bases 217 to 561 code for a protein of 114 amino acids.